Molecule: messenger RNA, 249 nt
Organism: Prunus armeniaca (apricot)
Lineage: Eukaryota; Viridiplantae; Streptophyta; Magnoliopsida; Rosales; Rosaceae
Source: the annotation of a GenBank genome assembly
AUGUCCGCGCAUCGGACAAUCAAGGUGUCUGGACAUGACGGGCUCAGAUGGGUUGCAGAAGCUUGUGCUGCGAGAACAUUAUGUGAGCAUCCUCGUUCUGCUGAGGGCCGCGUUGGUCAGAAGUUUCAACUGGACAAACUUCGAAGUUAUGUUGGAAGCCCCCCAGGAACAAAUCCUAAUUCACGACUGCAAUGGACAAACAACAGAGAAAAGGGUUGUUGGUUGAUCAAGUGCGUCUGCCCUGGAUAA